AUGUGCGCCGCCGUGGGGGAGGUGGCCCCGCCCGGCUGCGCCCACCGCGUGACGAUCGUGGUCACCACCUCGCCGAUCCCAGCUCGGCCCGGCGAGGGCCGAGGACGAGCCUGCACCCUGUGCUUUCCGCCGCGCCGGGGGUCCGGGGCCGGAGGUUUGUGCUCGUGCCGUUCUUUCUCUCCUGCCGCCUUCCGCGACCACCUGCCCGGCCUCGAGGAGUGCGGCCGGCUGCUGGUCUGUGACGGCUACCUGCGGGGCGACGGGAAGGCGCAGCUGUGCCCCGAGGCCGCCUACGCCGAGUACCUGGACGAGGUCGUGCUGCUCGCCGAGGGUGGGGCGCUGGGGCCCUGCCGCGUGCUGCGGCUGCAGGAGCGGCGGGGCUACUCGCUGGCCCUCGCCGCGGCGCUGGAGGCCGUGGAGACGGAGUUCGUGCUGGUGGUGCAGCACGACUGGCUGUUCGUGCGGCCCGCCGAGGUCGCCGCCGCCGUGGCCGCCAUGGACCUCGACGCGGAGGUGCGGUACAUAGGCAUGCAGUCCAUGACCACCCUGGACUACCCGAGGCGGAUCCGCGACAGGUACGGCCUGGAGCUGCCGCCCGCGCGGGUCGUGGGCGGCCUCCGCCUGGUGCCGCAGCUGCACUGGUACGACAAGCCCCACCUCCCGGAGAAGAAACCUGGGCGAAGGCAUAAACUCUCGGAGGUCCGCGCGGAUUCCUCGGAUCGGCGGAGGUUUUUAGCAGUUUUCGGUUUUGGCGGCCCUCGCUGGGCCCUGGGACCGUCAAACAACGACUCAGGAGGACGAGCCAGGGUCGGGUCGGAUCUCUGGGGAGGUACGCGCCAGGGGGAGGCUCCAGAGGCGCCGAUCCGAGGACUCCGCGCGGGCCUCCGAGGGUCUGUGCUCCGGCCGAUUUUCUUCCUCGGACCUCUGCAGGGCCGCGCACUACCGGGAGGUCGUCUUCGCGGACGUUCCCAUCCGAUGAUCUUCACGGCGUGUACUCCGGCGGGGCGAGAGUUUGGGCCCAUGUGCGUUCCCCGGCGGAGUUCCCUCGCGCCGGCGCGGAAGAGUUCCCAUGCGUCUGAAAAUGAGCGGGAUAACUCAUCCCCUGAAAUGAACAGUUACUACGACUUAGCCCUCAGCGGGAACAUUUUUUGUUCUUCCGCCGCGGCCGCGCAACCGCUGCGCUCUGGCGUCCUGGCGCAGGAGUCUACGGCGGAGGGGGGGCCAUCGCAAGUCCUGCGACUCCCUCGGUCUUUCAUUCGCCGCGGCAGGACACGUGGGCCAAACUGCUGUCGCGGCGGUGUGUGA
Prorocentrum cordatum is the source of this 1305-nucleotide messenger RNA. The record is from the annotation of a GenBank genome assembly. Lineage: Eukaryota; Dinophyceae; Prorocentrales; Prorocentraceae.